This is a messenger RNA of Phasianus colchicus (ring-necked pheasant), 13064 nucleotides long. It is a transcript of the gene OTUD7A, whose product is annotated as OTU deubiquitinase 7A. The record is from RefSeq and is a predicted model, not a curated record. Gene Ontology annotation, biological process: protein deubiquitination involved in ubiquitin-dependent protein catabolic process; protein K11-linked deubiquitination; protein K63-linked deubiquitination. Gene Ontology annotation, cellular component: nucleus; cytoplasm. Gene Ontology annotation, molecular function: K63-linked polyubiquitin modification-dependent protein binding; cysteine-type deubiquitinase activity; DNA binding. Lineage: Eukaryota; Metazoa; Chordata; Aves; Galliformes; Phasianidae.
CCACUAAUUCAGGCUGUUUUGUAAAUUCAGGUCUGUUGAGUACUAGGAAAACCUAAAUAGCAUAGAUGCUUUUGUGCAGGUGUUCUAAGCACUUCUGUAGGACUUGGAUCCUAGAGACAUGUAUAGCAUAGUACACAAGCAUGUAAGAUGCAUUCAACUAGAGCAUUCCUCAUGCUGUCCUGGAUUUGAGAGAUCUGGUUUGAUGCUGUCUUAGCAAUCAGCGUAGGUCAUUUGUUUUUUAGCUGUGAAGCUACUGUUGUUUUAUAACAGAAUCUGGAUACUAUUUCAGUUUAUAUUGUUGUUUCUCAGGAAAGCAACAAGUGCCAUCUCUGGCUUUUACAUGUUUUCAUCAGCUGUCGGUAUGCAGGGAUAACCAGUUUUCUACGUGUAGCCAGGGAGCCAGAAACAACUUAGUUUAUAGAAAAGAUCUUCAUUACUUAACCUUUGCUGGAAUGGAUUAAAAAUAACAUGCUUCUGCUGGUGUGGUUACUGAGUGGGUUCCGAUGGUCAUGUAAUCAUAAGGCAAUUCUGGGGUGUUUGCUGAUGUCAUAAAUGCAGAGAUCAGUCCUGUCUUCAGAUGUUAAAAGGAUCUGUUCAAUACCAAAGUGAAAAAUACUGAAAUAAUGCUGAUAAUGAGAGAACUCAUGAACUGACUUCUUCAGACUGAUAGGCACUCAAGUUUUCAAAAUCUUCGAGCAGUCUAGCACACAGACAUAAUGACUGCACUUGAUUGCCCAGCUGGUGCAUUUUAAAUGCCUAGUGAUAGACUCAAUACUACUGAGUCACUGAGUAUUAGAAUCUGAAAUUUGCUAAUGUUUUGUAUCAUUCACCAGCAGCAAGUUCUCCUAGCUGGAUCCAUAUGUUUCCUUCCUGCCGGUUAAGAUUCGUCUCAUACUCCUAGUCACUGAAGAAAUCUCUUGGACCUGGUUUCUUAUGGUCUUUAUAUGGAUGUUAGGUUCUGUUUAAUAGAGCGGAUCUGUGUAUGAGAAUGUAUCAAACAAUAGCAGCAUUAUCAUCCUGCAUUUUUAUUUAAACAGAGAAAAAGGCUUCAGUUGCUGCAGAGCUUACAUUUUGACUUUGGCCAUGAUUGACUAAGACGUCAGUACCCCAGUGUCAGAGAAGACAGGUAGUAAUUCCCUCUACCUGGAUGGCACCUGCAAUCUUUCUGCAUCAUAUGAGCAUUCUGGUUACACAUCUGUAUCUGAGACACUGAAGGGCUGUUUCAGCAAGGCAGGAGGCAUCUAUCCUGGAGGAGAGGAGGGAUUUGCCAUUCUUCGUUUCCUCACAAAAUGGAUGCCUUCUAGCCGAUCGGCGAGUCCUGCUGCUGCCUCAUGUCCGGCAGCAUCUCUGAAUGAUCACAUGACUCUUGAUAUGGAUGCAGUCCUGUCAGACUUUGUUCGGUCCACAGGGGCAGAACCAGGUCUGGCCAGAGACUUACUAGAAGGCAAAAACUGGGACUUGACAGCAGCUUUAAGUGACUAUGAGCAGCUCCGGCAGGUGCACACCGCCAACCUGCCACAGGUGUUCAACGAGGGCAAGUACUGCAAGCAGCCCGAGCCCGAGCAGCCUCCUCAGGUGACAAAGGCCGAGCGGCCCUGCCUGCAGCGGCAGGAUGACAUCGCUCAAGAAAAGCGGCUUUCCAGAGGCAUUUCUCAUGCCAGCUCAGCCAUAGUCUCUCUUGCUCGAUCACAUGUAGCAAAUGAAUGCAGCAAUGAACAAUUUCCUUUGGAGAUGCCCAUCUACACAUUCCAGCUACCAGACCUUAGUGUGUACAGCGAAGACUUCCGAAGCUUCAUUGAACGUGACUUAAUUGAGCAGGCAACUAUGGUUGCUUUGGAGCAAGCAGGUCGUUUGAACUGGUGGUCCACUGUGUGUACGAGCUGCAAACGUCUUCUUCCCUUGGCCACAACAGGUGAUGGAAACUGCCUCCUGCAUGCUGCCUCUUUAGGCAUGUGGGGAUUUCAUGACCGGGAUCUUGUUUUACGGAAGGCGCUCUACACUAUGAUGAGAAGUGGAGCUGAAAGGGAAGCACUGAAAAGAAGGUGGAGAUGGCAACAGACCCAGCAGAAUAAGGAGUCAGGUUUAGUGUAUACAGAAGAAGAAUGGGAGCGGGAGUGGAAUGAACUGCUCAAGCUGGCAUCAAGUGAGCCUCGCACGCAUUUCAGCAAAAAUGGAGGCACUGGUGGUGGGGUUGAUAAUUCAGAAGAUCCGGUGUAUGAGAGCCUAGAAGAGUUCCACGUUUUUGUCUUGGCCCACAUUUUAAGACGACCUAUUGUUGUAGUAGCAGACACAAUGUUACGAGACUCUGGUGGAGAAGCAUUUGCGCCUAUACCAUUCGGAGGAAUUUAUUUGCCACUGGAAGUUUUACCUAACAGAUGCCAUUGCUCACCUCUGGUUCUAGCCUAUGAUCAGGCACAUUUCUCUGCUCUUGUUUCCAUGGAACAAAAAGAUCAACAGAGAGAGCAAGCGGUGAUCCCCCUGACUGACUCUGAACACAAGCUGCUGCCUUUGCACUUUGCGGUCGAUCCUGGGAAAGACUGGGAGUGGGGAAAAGAUGACAAUGACAACACCAAACUGGCCAAUUUGAUUCUGUCUCUUGAGGCAAAGCUUAACCUUCUACACAGCUAUAUGAAUGUAACGUGGAUACGCAUACCAUCUGAAACACGGCAGGCCCCUUUGGCUCAACCAGAAUCCCCUACAGCUUCAGCUGGGGAGGACGUUCAGUCUCUGGCUGACUCAAUGGACUCGGACCGAGAUUCCAUCUGUAGUAAUUCCAACGGCAGUAAUGGAAAAAACAAUAAAGAGAAAGAAAAGGACAAACAGAGGAAGGAUAAAGACAAAAACAGGACGGAUUCAGUUGCCAAUAAAAUAGGAAGCCUCAGUAAAACCCUAGGAAUUAAGCUGAAAAAGAAUAUGGGUGGUCUUGGAGGCCUGGUGCAUGGCAAAAUGAGCAGGGCAAAUUCAGGGAAUGGAAAAAAUGGUGACACCAUGGAGAAAGUCAAAGAGAAGAAGUCUAAGUCUCGGAAAGGUAGCAAAGAGGAAUCUGGACAGUCUGCAAGCACUUCUCCAUCUGAAAAGACCACCCCAUCUCCUACUGACAGAGCUAGCAACUCACCCAUUGAAAAGAUGAACACAAAAUCUUUCUCUGACAAGCAGGCUGACCCAUGGAAAUACAGCACUGAUGUGAAACUCAGCCUCAAUAUUUUGAGAGCGGCCAUGCAGGGUGAACGCAAGUUUAUUUUUGCUGGCCUUCUUUUGACCAGCCACAGGCAUCAGUUCCAUGAGGAGAUGAUUGGUUAUUACCUAACCAGUGCACAGGAGCGUUUCAAUGCUGAGCAGGAACAGAAAAGAAAGGAUGCUGAGAAAAAGGCUGCGUUGAAUGGGUCAUCUAGUAGGAAGCUGGAGCCGGAAGCGUAUUCGAAAGAAAAGUCAGAAACAUCUCCUCAGGAUAGGGCAUCACCUGUCUUGCCUCAAAGCCAUACGACUCAGCUGGUUUUAAAAUUUAAAGAUCGCACUAGUCCCACUCCAGGGUCGUUUUCUUCACCUAGUAAUGGUGCUAAGAAAAGUGGACCCAUUCCAGUAUCUGCCCACUAUAGCCAUACGCCACCUGUUCAAAGGCAAAGUGUCAUCCAUCUGCAUGAUGUCAACUCCAAGCCAUCGAGCUUCCAAGAUGACACUUACAAGCCAGUGGUUGGCACAUUAAAAACCUGUGCCACGUAUCCCCAGCAAAACAGAUCACUGUCUUCUCAGAGCUACAGCCCAGCCCGGAUAACUGGUAUCCGCACAGUGAACACAGUGGAAUCACUGAGCUAUGCCAUGCCUACUGAACACAAGUCUCAGACAUACACUAAUGGAUUUAAUACUGGCGACAUUAGAGACUGCUUAGAAUAUGCUGAUGAGGAUGCUCCUCAGACCUGGUUGAACAAUGAUAAAAAUCAAGGCAGAAGCACAGUUUGCCCAAUAUAUCCCAUCCAGCAGAACCGCUGUAAGAAGGAUAACUGUUCCUUUUAUGGUCGUCCUGAGACUGACAAUUACUGUUCAUACUGCUACAAAGAAGAGCUGAAGCGCAGGGAGAGGGAAAGUAAGGGACACAGGCAUUGAGGAUUCUUCCGUGACUAUAUUUAGUUUUACCAUUUUCUUACUUGCAGAGUAAACAGUGUUGAAUUGCAGUAAAAGGAAUCCUUCGGAAAAGAAUAAAGGAUUGAUGAGUAAAUAGUGUCUAGCUUUUCGCUUUUCCUGGGCAAUGAGGAAAUAAUAGGAUUAAUUUAUCAUAAAGAAAUAUAUAUUAUUUUCCAUUUUGUCAGUGUCUUUUUUACAUAUUCUGGGUAAGCUGAAGGGUUGUUUACUUCUUUGUCAGUGCUGUGUGUAUGUUUGGUCAAAAAUUUACUAAUGGUGCCUGAAUUUACACUGACAUCACUCAGGUAGUAGUAUGAUAGGGGAAAGUCAUAAUACCGGAGAUGUGGUGUUGUAGUAGGGUAGUAUCUGCCUUGUAAACAUUUGAGAUUCUGUAGCUGUUACGAGAGUAUUUUUUUCCUCAGCAAGAAUAAAUUUUUCAUAGCUUUUCUUUCUUUCUGGAGGGUAGCGACUUUUGCAUAACGCACAUUUUUAACAUGGCAGCAUACUGCACUAGCACUAAUGUUCAUACUCACUUCAGUUUGAGAUGGAGUGAUUCUAGGAAGCUGGAAGUGGAAGGUCUGAAUUCACGAGGGCUGUAGCUCUUCCUGAUUUUAAGUUCUCAGCAGUUAUUUGUACAUGUCCAUUAAAAAGUAGAUUUGCGCCAUUUUUACCUGUAUUGACUUUGUAAACAUAUUUUAUAUAAAGACAUUAUGACCUGCAAGACUUCACUUCCUAAGGGGAAAAAAAAAAAAAGACAAAAUUUAUAUAAAAAACUCAGUAUAAUUUUGGGCACCUGAGUCUCAGUAGCUUCUAAAUUUGGAAAAAAAAAAAAUAAUAGUAAAAUCAAAAUAUAAACAUUGUGUUAGAUUUGGAAAAUUUGAUGACCAGCUAGGAAAUGUAGGAUCAAUUUAGAGCUGAAUGAACUGCUUGUCAAAACAGAUGUAUUGCAUCCCCAGAUUGCUUUAGCCGUAAUAUAAAUUUAAUCGUUAUUUGUUUAUUCCUUUUCCAACAUUGUUGACUGAUAGUUACUGCAAACGUGAUUAUUUCUGAGCAUUUCUUGAAGACAUUUGACCCCACCUGUUUUUGAGUCAUCUUCAGCAAGUCGUACAUCUACCAGGAGGUUUCAAGAUGGCUAUAAAAUGCCUGCAGGCACAAACGCCUUCUCCUAGCACAGAUGUGCACAAGUCUGAUUUCCAGAUAUUUACAUAAGUAUUUGCAGUACCUUUGAAAAUAAAACUGUUCAUAGAAACAUUUCUGUAAUGCAAAUACCAGAAAUGCUGUUCAAGUAGGUGCUUGAAAUUAGCAUGUUUUCUUGAAUAUUGCCUACACAUUUUUAUGCCAUUCCCGCCGCCCACUGGCAUAACGUAACAAGAGCAGAUCUUUACUGUAGUUGUGCUUGUGAGCAAUGGUUCAUCAGCAGUGUCCCUACAUUUUUUAAGCUCAUUUUCCACAAGGAAAUACAGCAUAGCAUUGCCUUCAAGAAUGCUUGCUCUGUCAUCUCAAGGUGUAGGACGUGAGUUCUGCCUUAUGCAUUACAGAAUAGCUUUCUUCCAGCCUGCACCAAGCAGGUUGUUUCCCAGGGGUCGUUGUUUCUGCUGCUUUUCUGGUGUACCCAUAGUGAGGGAGUCCAUGAAACACAAUACACAGCCUUAUGCUGAUGUUUCUGAAAAGCACAUACAUGCUUCUCAUGUCCCUCAGAAAUUUAUGAAACUGAACACAAAUUUAAAAUUGACUACAUGAUUUAAAGAGAUUUAAAGAACACUUUCAGAGUAAGUCCAUCAGCUGCUCCUCAAAGCCCUGGUUGUUCCCUUGUCUGCUGUUCCAUGAAUCCAGACUUGUACUUCAUGUCUUUGAGCAGUAUAUUGAGCACGCACUGGAUGUCACUGAAUUUGCAGCCUUUCAUAAAGGGGAAGUAUUGGGAAGCCUAAUGAGAAAUUGAAACUCAUUGGGACUUCUGUCCUUAAGGUAAACAGGUUCUGAAACGUGACUCUGGUUGAAUACACUGGUAAGCAGUGAUCUGUUUGGGCUAAAUGUGAUGACAUGCAAGUUCUCAUUGCCAAAGAAAUCCGUGGUUUCAAGUUAUGUUAAAACAGGACAGAAUAUGUUAGAUGAGACAUUGGAUGAGAUUGUAUUUGCUGUUGAGAUGGAUGAAUCUGACAGGAUAAAAGUUCAUAUAAUAAAUAUUUAAGAAUUCUUAGAGCAUUACAGUAGUGGUUGCAUUUGAUGCUCUGGGAGAUGUUUGUGUGAAGUUGUGCUUAGGAAACAAUAUAGAAGCAGCAAAGUGCACCAACCCGUGGAUCUGAGUCAGGUGUUUCCUUCUGAGUGAGGAGAACAAUAACAGUGCAUGUCUAAAACCAAGGAAUUACCAUGAGAAUUUACUGCUUUGCAUUUUUCAAAGGAAUUGUUUGUGAAGUAUGUUUUUAAGACGUGCUGUUCACAACAUGAAGUUUAUAGAAGAUCAGUAUUUAGAUAAAGGACUCGUCUAAGGGUGAUGAUGUCAGAGCCUUUGUGCCUGACCUGGCCCCCUGUCGGAACCUGUAAGUUACUGCUGAGCCCAAGCUGUACAGAAAUCACUUUUGGUUUUAGAGAUCCCUGUUCAUUUUUUCUGUUAGCUCAUGUGGCUGCAAUACACAUGUAUUUACACCACUGUACGUGCCUUUUUUCUCUUUAAUAGCAAUUGGACAUUAUCACUGUUGCCCAGAAUCCAAAAGCCUGGGUGGAUGACACCCUCCCAGAACAGCUCCAGAAUCACCAGGAGAUCCUUAGAUUGGAGGAAGCUGAAAUGUUUAAAAUGUGUGGAUGUGCAGUGUUUAAACCUAUUACGCUUUUCUUUAAUUUCUUUGUAAUCUCAGAUACAGAGGUCUGCUCAUAACACAGCAGGCCUGUAAUACAAAGUGGGUUUCAGCUUUACAUUGAAGUUCCAUUUAAAAUGCUCUAUAAGGAGUUAAUAAACUUUUGCUAGACUUUUCAGAUGUGGGUGUCAGUGGUUACAGACGGCUAACAAGCAGCUCAUUCAGAAGAAGGUGGUAUAGGUUACCAAAAGCAACUUUUAAAUUUUUAAGUGAUUUUUAAAUGAUUGAUUAACCUCUUGUUAAUAUAAUUCAUUAUGCUUUAUAACUGCAGUGGGAACAGUGUGUGUGACCCAGAUUCCUUUAGCAGUUACUUCCUUCUUUUUAAGUCAAAGGUAACAUGAGAAGCAUCAGUGAAAGAAAAAUGCUGUAUUUGGAGAUUGCAUUGCUUAUUUCUUAGUGCAUCUAAAUAGGCCAAGUGAAGUCUUCAGGGUCAUCUUUUCUAAAAUCACAAAAACUCAUUAUAUGAGCAGUGUCACUUGAUAGAGAAAGCGUUGAGGAGAGAUGCUUAACAUGGGUUUGUGCACCAUUUGACUGCAGAUCAAAGCAGUCUGCUGAGGCAAUAUACAUACAGGCAUAUUCAGGGUAAUCUACUUCUCUUGUGAUGAUGAAUGUGUAGAUAUCAAAAAAUGCACAGCACAGAUCUGACAAAAUACUGCCCUCCAACUCCCUGAUUCUGCAAACAAUUACACUGGUGCUCAACUUCACCAAUAUGAACAGUCUUCCUGACAUAAAGGAGACUGCUUAUUUUCAGAAGCUUAACGUAACUGUUAAGAAACUUAGCAUAGAAGUUGGUGGGAUGGAGGCCAGAGCCCUUCAGCCAGCGCUUGUUCUCAGGCUGCUUGUCGGUGCUCUUCCAGUGAGAGAAUGGGUGAGAAUCGUGCCCGAGGAGCAGAGGGAUGCUUCAGGCCUUUGUGGGCUGUAUCUGCUGUCCUGUGAAAUCUGCAGACAGAAUGCCAUUAGUAGAGGGGGCCUUAAGUCAGGUGCUUCACGGACGCUUAAAAUACUUGCAAGCUGGAUGUGAGAGCAGAGUAUGAGCUAGCACAGAACUAAAGUCUUCAUAACACUGGGAAUGCUCUGCAGUUAGGAACCUGUGUGUUGACAGAUACCACAAUGAUCUCAGACAGGCAGAGGUCCAGGGAAGCAAAGUAACUGAUGCUGAUUGUGGAUGGUUUUUCUGUUUUGUGUAUUUAAGUCUGUCAGUGUAUUUGAAGCGUAUUUGUUUUAAGGUAUGACAGCUUACAGAGAGGAUCACCAAAAGGUAGACAGCAUAGAACUUAAACUAUUUCGGUGUCAGGCACUAAUCCCUCUUUUAAUUUGCACAUUAAUUUCCUACGUACGUGACUAAAAAUACUGUAUUGUUAUAAAUGAGAGGAAAAAACCGCAGUGCUGUUUGUAAGUAUGUUCUGUUUGUAGACUUCAGGCUGUAUUAUGUUGGAAUUUUACAAGCCAAGUUUAAACUGUAAUAUAGAAAUUAUUUUUAUAUUAUUUUCAAAAUACGCUACAGAGCAAUAUUUUGCGCCUUUAUUAUAAACAGGGUCAUCAUUUUAGUAGGUUACCUUCCAAAGUGCUGGUAGAAAUCAACCACGAAAAGAAAGCUUUGUAAAAAUGUGUGUGUUGUUUCUAACUGCUGUCUGUUGUGCACAUCUGUGUCUAAUGAGAGUUGAAUAUACAGGUUUUUUUCUUAAUUGAAAAGCUUUAAAUUUUUCUUUAUAUAUUUUGGUAAAACCCUGUUCCUCCCUAUCUCCUUCUGCUCUUCCUUCUGGUCGCUACCAGUAGCCACUUUUAUACGCAGCUUAUGAAUAAACAUUCACCUGGAAAGUUUUCUUACCAAAUGAAGCGUUUCUGCACCAAUACUGACUGACCCAGGAUGUUGGUAACAUACUCUGCAUCCACUGAUGUCCGAUAAUUUUGCUUUUUAGAAAGAUGGAGUCUUGGGUUUACCGUUCCUUGCGAUUGAAAAUCAAGGCGUAGUAAUCAGUGCAGUGAUUUAGCAUCUGUGGGAAGAAAAUCGCUAUAGGUCAUAGAGGUGUCAUCUUGUAAUUGGCAGAUUGUAUCUGAAUAUAUUUGGAAUGUGUUGCCUCCUUGCAGAUUAAGGUGUGCAGAUUUCAUUUCUUCAUGGGUUUUGUACUGUACGUCCCAAGUACUGGUGAGUCAUCCAAAAAAGGACUUUACGAACUGAGGCAUAUUUUAAGUUGGGAGUUGGUACAGAUUUUAGAAUUCUAACUUUUGUGAUUUUGUUUAUUUGCCUUUUUUUUUUUUUUAUAAUGAAUUUCCUAUUAAGUUAUGUACUCCAACCAAAAAAGUAGAAUCUGGAUGCCUGAUGUGACAAUUCUGCAUACAGGUUUCUCCUAAUAAACAGACUGGUUUUAAGGUGGACUGAGCAUCAGUUUCUGGGGGAGCACAAGCUCUUGGCUCCGGAAAAUCAGGGGAGCAUUACUCCAGCACAUAUCCAGGGUUUUGCUUUAUUUUUCUGCUUAUUUUUACUCAGUGUAAAUUGCAUUUUAUCUUCAGUGUUUUUCCAUGUGUGAACAAAUAAUUGGGCUUAUUCAUAGGGUGAUUGCUUGCCUAUGGAGAGACUUGCUUUGUACCAAAAGACCAUAUUGUUAUACAUUAACCUACUGCAGUCAAAACAGGGCUAGCGUAUUCCACUGAUGUUCCUGGGUAGUGUACUCACUCUGAUUUUUUUCCUCUCAAGUAAAUACACUGUUCUGAUUGCUGUUUUAUCUCCCAUUACCUGUAUGCAUGUACUGUAUCAAGAGAAUUGAAAUGGCUGAUGCACAUUUGCACUGUGGAACACGUGAUUUGGGUAAAAGCCACCAGGUUCCAAACAGCCUUAAAAUUAUGACUCUCUGGGGACCAGGAGUCACUUAACUGGAUGCAGCCUCUGCCCCACUUCUCAUUUAGUCAUGGCUGUAAAGCAUUCUAGCUUGCUGUGCUCUGCAUAAGCAUCUGCAUAUUCAUCCAAACAACCCGUUACUUUAAAAGACGUUUUUCUUUAAAGACUUGCAGUUCUUUAUAAGAGUCACUGUGUCAGAAGACCUUACUCAACAUAAGCAACAAGGGUAAAAGCAGGUGCACGUUGGGCAGCGCAGGAACCCGGCACCACAGUACUGCAGAAGGGAAGGUUGUGUCAGGAACCAUUUCCUUUCAGGACUGGAAGUGUAGAUCUUUGUGUGUCCUGGGAAAGCAAAGGAAUGUUGCUUUGCUGUUUAUCUUUGCAUAGUUGAAGCAUCUUUGCAUGUUGAAGCCUGAUGCUUUGAUGCAGAGGUUUUCCCUUUGCCAAAAAGCAAAUUCUGCAGCGUCAACACCAUCUGAGAUGACAGAAGUAUGAACCAACGUUAGAACCAGGCAGUGCCUGAGGAGCCCCUGUGUGAGUGCUGUCUAUUUCAUUUUCCUUUUCCCCUUUCUUUCUUUCUUCUUCUUUUUUUUUUUUUUUUUUUAAGCGGAAAAUUAAAAACUUGAAAACUGGUAUGAUAAUGACUUCUUUUGUUCAUGUGCAAAAUCAACGUGAACAUGAAAAUGGCUUUAAGGCUGGGGCUGCACUUUCAGGGAGCCAAGCAGUGAAAGGCUUUUUUUUUUUACUUUUGAGGUAAAUCCCAUGGAAUUGUUUUGCUACGAAUGAAGUUGGGAUCCUUUGGCGUAGAACCUUUGUCCAGUGUGCAGAGCCUGGCAGUGUGUCAGGAGCCUGAGAGCCAUGGCUGACCCAGACCAAACAUGGUUCCUUCUGGCCCAUGGUGGCUGAGCCGUGCCUGCAGUGCAGAUGGUGUGGAACACUGCCUUGUUGUUGCCUCCAGUUUUAACUAACACGAAGCCUCUUCCCCGUGCUUUUGUUUAAAAUAUGCAGGAGAUGUCAGAGCAAACCAUGGUGUCUCAGGCUAGGAGAGUGCCCAGCAUCUCUUUGUAGCGGGCUUGCAAUCAGGUAUAAAUUGAAAUACAGCCAUGUAGGCGUGGUAGAAGCGCUCUCGUCUCUACCCUUUGCAACUGUGUGCACUUCUGUUUUAAUACUAGCAGAUAUCAGGCAAUGAUUUUAUUAUUUAAUUGUCCAAGGUUCCAAGUACUGUAAAUACAGUCUUUGUGGUAUGCACGUACAGUACACAGAAUGCUUUCCCUUGGAGCCUCUCAAGGAAUGUUGCACGUACAUAAUAUCAAUCUCAAUUGAUUCAACAUAAACCAAGGAAAAGAAACGGGGCUUAAGCCCAAGUUAAAUAAUGAAUGGAAUCAAACCCUCAGACCUAAGCAGCGAGGAGUUCCCAACCGUAGUAAUCCAGGUCAGCUUUGACAGUUUUGUAUAAAACUCUGUCCAAAUGAUCUAGAUUAGGUCCGUGCUCUCUCCUGGAGAGGAGCAUUUACUUUGUGUCUUUUUCAAGCCCAUUGCUCUUAACUCUGGGAACUCUGUACUGCAUUCAUGAUGUGCCAGCCUUAUCAUGAUUCAGCUAUGAAACAGUUUUUCAAAACUGUGCAACUCUUGCAUUCCUAUUGGAAUCAGUCUAGAGCUUUAUUUUGCAUUCAAUUUUAAGAAAUAAGAUACGGUUACAAACUUCUUGUUAUGUCUCAAAGUUAACUUUUGCAUGGCAGAGAGGCAGUGUUCUCCUUGGAAGGCUUGGUUCCUCCUCAUUGAUUCUUGUGACUGAUGUGUUUGUGUGGAAAAAGUUGAACGAGAUAUUGAAAACAUUGGUGUAGUUCAUCUGUAUUUCUGAUAUCCAGUAGGCUUUGUGUUACACGAUUCUGUAUUAAAACCUAAUGCCUUUCAGAUAGGGGUAAAUCUUGUAGGACAGUCCAAAUUAUUAUACGCAAAAGGUAUGAGUAGCUAAUUGAUCACAACUCUAUUAUUGUAUAAUUUGCUCUCCCCCAAUUUUUUUUUUUUUUUUUUUUUUUUUUUGCUACUGCUAAUGUUUUCUUUUUAUGUUCUGCUUCCUGGACAAGUCUGAAAGCUCUUUGUUCUCAUUUGUGCAGGAUACUUUUUUAAACCUCUGCUACAUUUUCCCUCUCUGUUCAGUUUGCAUACAGCUUGUUUCCACAAACAAGAUUUGAAAUAGCACAGAUGUCACACUCCAUUUAUAGAAGUUCAUUUACUCAUUUAUUGAGAGUCUCUCUUCAAUUAUAACCAUAGCUAUUUAUAUAAAAUAAAGAAAAAAACAGGACAGGUAAUAUGUGACUCUUUCUAAGAACCUAGCAAACCAAGCUGUUUUAAAACUCAAGCAUUGUGUUUGCACCAUCACUGUAUAUCUCAAAGAAGGGUAGUUGGCUCUCACCAACACUUAAGUAAACAUUAAUAAGGAAUAAAGCAAGCCUUGCUGAUUUAUUUUGGUUAAGAAUUCAACUUCUUGGUGUAGUGGAACCAACCUUGUUUUUCAGAGCUUGUGUUUCAGUUUCUUACGUCUUCUAUAUAUUUAUACUCUGCUAGCAAAGAUUGAUUUAGGAUUUCAAAAAACAGUUUAGUAAGGUGUAUCUGAAAUGUAUUUAAAGCUGAAGCGCCUUUUUAGGUUUGUCUGUAUUUGAUCAUUUUCAUGCAAGACUUUUAUUACGUGUGGAAGAAAUGAAUUUGUCUUUUCCCAUUGCCUUCCCUAGUCACAGUUCCAAGGUGUGGUUGGUUGGAGUCACUUUUGCCUGCAAUGAAAACUUUUGGUCAUUUUUAAGCUGACUGCCAUGUAUUUCAAUCCAUUGUUCAAAGGAAAUGAGCAUUCAGUAAUGUUAAAGGAUAAUGAGUAUGUUUUGUUGUGAAAAGUGUGAGUUCUUGGGAACCUUUUCUACAUGCAGUUUUCAUUCUAAUUCAAUUUAAAUGUCAUUUUUAAUCUGAUCCAUACUUUGACAAAGAUGAUGUGUAAGAGCUGUUUUUAGCAGUUGGAUUGUUCCUUUGUAAAGUAUUAAAGCACUAAACCAAUUUUUGCAAUAGGUAGUAAAACUUGCUUAUGUUUUGAAAAACUUCCAGUUAUAACUGUCGCACUUUUUAUAGCAGAACUGUAUUUAAUUUCUUUCUUUUAUGAAAGAUUACUCCAAGUAACUGAUAGCUCUGUAAUCUGUGUGAAUUGACUUCUCCAUUAUUUGAAACAGAGAGAAGCUAUAAUGCCUAUUCAAUAAAAUUAACUUAUUUCUAAA